This is a messenger RNA of Paramecium pentaurelia, 964 nucleotides long. NCBI's taxonomy places the organism in Eukaryota, Ciliophora, Oligohymenophorea, Peniculida, Parameciidae. The record is from the annotation of a GenBank genome assembly.
AUGAUAGCAAGAAUGAUGAAUAAUUUAGUUGAAAUAUGGUUAAAAAGUAAUCCAUCUUAAAAUAAAACAAAUUCAUUAAUGUCUAAAGAUAAUCUCAUUUAUUAAAAUCCCAAUUAUUAUCUCAACUUUUAAGAAGAAUAAGCAAAAAAAUAAUAAAAAGAUAUGUCUGAUGAAUACUUAAGUAAUGAUGAUAAUUUUGAUGAUAAUAAUCCUCAUCUCUAAUUUAAUCCAAUUAUAAUUCCUAAUAAUGCUUUCCUCUUUUAAGCAUAACCAAUUUAAAUUUGUAAAAGUUGUAAUGGAUAAGUUUGGAAACAAUAUUAAUGUACUGAUAAUCAAGUUCAUAUUGGAUGUUCAUCAUGUGGUCGAUUAAUGCCUAAAAGAUUACUUAGUAUAUAUAUAAUUUUAAUAUUAUAGAUGAGGAUGAGAAUGAAUAAUUAUAAAUGAUGUGUUGUAUUUGCAAAGUUUAUGAUUGUAAAUUCUAUUAUGGAGAUUGCAAUAAAGCAAAUUUAAAUAAAUUAAUGUUAGUCAAAGAUAUUCGUGAUUUAGUUUAAAUUCCUCUAAAUUUCAUUAAUAAUGUAGAAUACAUAAGAAUUAUUAAUCAUCUUUAAGGAAAGUAACAUUCUACAAUAUUUGACUUUAUGUUAGAACACUACAUUAAUAAAGGAGACUUUUACUUUUAAUAAAAUAAAUCAACUUUCAAUUUCCCAUUACAAGAUAUCAAUGUUAAAAUUACACCUAACACUGUAAUACUUAUAUUGUAUUUAAUUAUUAGCCAAUAUGUUGGUAAUGUCAUAGGAAAUUAAUUAAUUUCAUAAUUUUCAGAUAUGUACAAUGUUGGAAAUAUGAUGAAGCUUUAUUCUCAUCACCAGAUUGUUUUUAUGGAAUUAAUUGUAGAACUCAACAUAGAAAUCAAUAUCAUGCAGACAAAUAUAAUCAUGUUUGUGAAUAAACUAAAUUCAAUUGA